This is a messenger RNA of Erigeron canadensis, 1937 nucleotides long. Its product is annotated as protein NRT1/ PTR FAMILY 4.6-like. Gene Ontology annotation, cellular component: membrane. The record is from RefSeq and is a predicted model, not a curated record. Lineage: Eukaryota; Viridiplantae; Streptophyta; Magnoliopsida; Asterales; Asteraceae. The transcript has 5 exons. Gene Ontology annotation, molecular function: transmembrane transporter activity. Gene Ontology annotation, biological process: transmembrane transport. Bases 41 to 1801 code for a protein of 586 amino acids.
UUAUAUCGUAAAGACCCUAGUUUCAUAUUUGCAUAACGAUAUGGAUGAAGAAUGCCAGAUAAGCAAAUCCAGCAGGUAUGUAAGUUGGAGAAAUAGACCAGCUAUCGAAGGCCAACAUGGUGGCAUAGUUGCAGCAUCAUUUGUGUUAGUUGUGGAGGUAUUGGAGAAUCUAGCAUACCUGGCCAAUGCAAGCAACCUUGUGCUCUAUUUGUCUAAAUUCAUGCACUUCACUCCGUCCAGUUCUUCCAACGUCGUUAGCAAUUUCAUGGGCACAGCCUUCCUCCUCGCUAUCCUUGGUGGUUUUUUAGCUGAUGCUUUCUUCACCACUUAUUGUAUCUAUCUGAUAAGUGCUACAAUCGAGCUCAUGGGCCUUCUAAUACUGACAUUGCAAGCGCAUACACGUUCUUUGAAACCAGAAAGUUGCAUAUCAGCCAACAGGAAUGCCAAGUGCCAGGAAGCUGAAGGCGGUAAAGAAGUGCUUUUGUUUAUAGGCCUUUAUUUGGUGGCAUUAGGUGUUGGUGGAAUCAAAGGUUCUCUUCCACCUCAUGGAGCUGAACAAUUUGACGAAGAGACGUCUCAGGGAAGGAAGCAAAGAUCAUCAUUUUUUAACUACUAUGUUUUUAGUCUUGCUUGUGGUGCACUCAUUGCAGUGACAUUCGCAGUGUGGAUUGAGGACAACAAAGGAUGGCAGUGGGGUUUUGGUAUCUCUACCUUGGCAAUUUUGAUCUCUAUCCCAAUUUUUCUACUUGGUUCCAUGGUUUACAGGAUCAAAGUUCCCGCAGGAAGUCCUAUUACAACCAUAUGUAAGGUCAUUGGUGCAGCGAUUUUCAACACUUUCUCCAGUAAAGCCAGAAAUGCUGUUGUUAGCACAAACCCAUCACCCACAUCAAACUCAAGGGAAAGCUAUGAAGAGGCUGAUGAAGUGAAAGAUAACAUAACAGAAGAUUUCGGCUUUCUCAGUAGAGCAGUUAUCAACAAGUCUUCUUUUCAAACAUUAAAGGUCACCAUUAAACAGGUGGAAGAGGUCAAAAUAGUCCUUAAGAUCUUCCCAAUAUUCAUGUUAACCAUAAUGCUUAACUGCUGCCUUGCUCAGCUCUCUACCUUUUCUGUUCAACAAGCAGCCACCAUGAACAGUAAGAUCGGCUCCUUCCGGGUCCCACCAGCUUCUCUCCCUGUAUUCCCUGUACUCUUCAUUAUGGUACUAGCACCAAUGUAUGAUCAUGUUAUAAUCCCAUUUGCACGGAGGAUAACUAAAACAGAAAUGGGCAUAACUCAUCUACAACGAAUAGGGAUCGGGUUGUUUUUAUCCAUAAUGGCCAUGGCAGUUGCAGCAUUAGUGGAAAACAAACGCAAACGAGUGGCUUAUCAAAAUGCUCUAAUGAACUCCAAUGAGCCUUUACCAAUCACUUUCCUUUGGAUUUCUUUGCAGUACUUGUUCCUUGGAUCAGCCGAUCUUUUCAGCUUGGCUGGGAUGAUGGACUUUUUCUUUACAGAAGCCCCAUUUAGCAUGAGAUCAUUGGCAACAUCUCUCUCUUGGGUUUCAUUAGCAAUGGGUUACUAUCUUAGUUCAGUUCUCGUUUCAAUAGUGAACCAUGUUACAGGCACGUUCCAUCACAAGCCAUGGCUCUACGGCAUCAACUUGAAUCAUUAUCGUCUUGAAAGAUUUUAUUGGUUAAUGUGUGCAUUAAGCAGCCUCAACUUUCUUGGGUACCUCAUGUGGGCUAAAUCCUACAAGUAUGGAUCAAAAAGCACCAAUGAUGCGAAUGACUCCCAAAUGCUCUGCAAGUCAUCAGGAGUCUGAUAUUUUUAGUAUAGGUGGUAACUUGUUCGCUAUAUAUCUACCCAUCGAUUGCCAUGUAUGUUUCUUAGUAUUUAUAGAAUUAAACCAGGCCUGAUAUUGCAUAAUUUAAGAUGAAAAGAGCAUCAAUUAUGUAUAA